This is a messenger RNA of Xiphophorus couchianus (Monterrey platyfish), 4852 nucleotides long. It is a transcript of the gene sstr3a, whose product is annotated as somatostatin receptor 3. Lineage: Eukaryota; Metazoa; Chordata; Actinopteri; Cyprinodontiformes; Poeciliidae. The record is from RefSeq and is a predicted model, not a curated record. Gene Ontology annotation, molecular function: neuropeptide binding; somatostatin receptor activity. The transcript has 2 exons. Gene Ontology annotation, cellular component: neuron projection; plasma membrane. Bases 380 to 1792 code for a protein of 470 amino acids. Gene Ontology annotation, biological process: neuropeptide signaling pathway.
UGCAGCACCUGAGAGGCAGACAUGCAGCUGAACUCCUCCCACCGCCUGCAGCAGCAGCGCUGUUACCUAGAAACCAGCCGGAGCCGGAGCCACCAGCGGGCGGAGCAGCAGCACCGAGUCCGGCUGCGGAGCGCCGAGCGCGGCGUGGCGGAGCGCGAUGGGACCGGGACGCGCCUGGAGGUCUCUCCGGUCUCCCCGCUGAAAGCCUCGGAGCGGCGGAGCGGCAGCGCCUGGAGACCGGAUCUGGAUCUGGACCUGGAUCUGGAUCUGGAUCUGGAUCUGGAUCUGCUGACCUUGGAGAACAAAGCUGAUGUGAAUCAGACCUGGAGAAAAUCCGCCUCUGGUUUUCCGUCCAGCGGAGCGACAGCCGCGUCUCAACAUGGGGGGCGCCUCGCCGGGCGGGGCCGCGCCCAGCGUCCCGCUGUUCCUGUUCAACGACAGCGACCAGAACUCGCUGCUCAACGCCACCAACUCCACCGCCCUGGAUGGCGCCGGACCCAGCGCCGCCGCCGUCCUCAUCCCGCUGAUCUACGUGGUCGUCUGCGUCAUCGGCCUGGGCGGCAACACGCUGGUCAUCCACAUCGUGCUGCACUACUCCAAGACCGAGUCGGUCACCAACAUCUACAUCCUGAACCUGGCCAUCGCAGACGAGCUGUUCAUGCUGGGCCUGCCCUUCCUAGCCGUCCAGAACUCGCUGCAGGCCUGGCCCUUCGGACCCUUCAUGUGCCGACUCGUCAUGACCGUCGACUCCAUCAACCAGUUCACCAGCAUCUUCUGCCUCACCGUCAUGAGCGUCGACCGCUACCUGGCCGUAGUUCACCCCAUCCGCUCCUCCAAGUGGCGGCGCCCUCCGGUGGCCAAAGUGGUGAACGGCACCGUGUGGGCUCUGUCCUUCCUGGUGGUUCUGCCAGUGGUGAUCUUCGCCAACAUCCAGAAGGCGGGAGGAACCUGCAACAUCAGCUGGCCGCAACCGGCCAACAUCUGGAGGGCCGCCUUCAUCAUCUACACCUCCACUGUGGGCUUCUUCUGCCCGCUGCUCAUCAUCUGCCUCUGCUACCUGCUCAUCGUCUUCAAGAUCCGCAGUUCGGGUAGAAAGGUCCACGCCACCUCAACCAAGAGGCGGAAGUCGGAGCGGAAAGUGACGCGAAUGGUGGUGAUAGUGGUGGCGGUCUUCGUCUUCUGCUGGUUGCCUUUCUACGCACUAAACAUCAUCAACUUGCUGGUGUCUCUGCCGUCGGACUACCAGGGCCUUUACUACUUCGUGGUUGUGCUCGGAUACGCCAACAGCUGCGCCAACCCCAUCGUCUACGGCUUCCUGUCCGACAACUUCAAGAGAGGUUUCCGGAAGGCUCUGUGCCGCUCCACCAGGAAGGUGGAGAGUCACGAACCGGCAGAAAGUCCGCGGCAGCAGGACGAGGGGCGGCGGGCGCUGCUGCCCAGGGAGAGCCUGCGGCGGGCCGUCCGCCAGGACGAUGACGACGAGGAAGAUGCGUCUGAAAUGACUGAGAUCUACCAGAUCACCCACAACGAGAACAGCGGCUUCCCGCCUCAGGCCGCGGAGAGAGCGGCGGAGAGUCCGAUCUCGGACCGGGGCGACGGCGGCGGGGAGCCCAGAGGGAAGGAACCGGCUAAUGGGCCGGCCCUCACUGGGUCGGUUCUGACCGGUUCGGUCCUUACCGGGUCGGUUCCGACAGUCCCGCUGCUGCUGAACGGAGCCAAAAACGGAAGCGUGAAAACUCUGCCGGAGGAAAACACGGACCAGAGCGCCUCACUGGAGAUAAGUUAUUUAUAGUGUAAAGUAAGAAAUAAAAAAAAUAACUUAAUAUUCAUUCAGUUCGUACAGUCUGUAUGACUAUAAUCUGUAGAUGUUUGCAUAUCUAGAUGUAUAACUGUGCCUUUAUCGCUCUUUAGUGUUAAAUGUUGGUUUGAACAGAAAAUAUGAGGAAAAUUCACUAAACCGUCUGAACUAAGGGAAAGGAUCGAUACCGAUACUGGGCUCGUAUCGCCGAUACUUUUCUCUUGAGAUGUCAUCAUUAUCACUGAAUAUCUUCAAUAGUGGUAUCAUAUCUAUAUCUUUAUAUCUAUAUAUCUAUAUAUAUCUAUAUAUAUAGAUAUAUAUAUCUGUAAACAUUUAAAAAGUAUGAAAUCCUGAUCUGAAAUUGAAAAAGUGAAUUUUUCAUAUUUUCAUAUUGGGAUUUUAAUGCGCUGGUAUGAACUCUGUCAGCAAAUUCCAGAAAUGUCCUGUGAGAGAAACUGGAAAUAAAAAUAUUGAUUUCAUCAAGCUAGUAUCAAUCUGACACCAAUACUCACCUUGGUAUUGAUAGUAUUGGUAUUUCGAUCGAUAAAAACCAGAUUCCUCAGAUCUGCAGAUCUAGAUGUGAUUGGCUGCAACCUGCUGAACUGAUGGAAACGUUUGUUUCUUUAUUUAGAACAAUAAUGGGAGCAAAACCUGCAGAAACAAUAAAAAUAUGUCGUUGCUUUGUGAAUUUUCCUCUUGUUCAUUUUUGAACUGCUUUGUUUUGUUAAAUCUUUGUCAGGGUGAAAAGUUGUUAUUUUCUUUUUUUAAAGUGUUGUAGAAAGAUCAUCAGAAAGUAAAGUUAGCAAACAGAUUAAAACUUUAACAGUGAAGCUUCUUCAUAUGUAAUUUAAUUCCUAGACUCUUCUGAUGUUUGUUGUAAUAUUUUCAUGGAUUUCUCUCGUUUUGUUUCUGUUUUCAGAUCGAUUUCUGAAACGCCUGUCAGAGCGUCUGACGUUAACGAAAGUCCUUCACAGUUCAGUUGUUGCAGCUAACGUUCUGAAGGUCAGCCUUUAAAAGGCUUCAGGAAGCAAUUUUACAUCACGGUGGCACUUUAGCACAUUUGGAGAAAUAUUUCUUUCAUAAAUAACAGGUAGAAACAGAGUCCCUGAGUCAACAGUCAAAUUAGAGGAAUUUCUUGUUUUUCUUUAGAGAGCGACGCUUUUAUGAUUCUCAUUCAGAACAAAUUUCACAUUCCAGUUAGAAAAGAAAAUCCAGAGAGAAUUCAAAACAUCUUUCUACUUAUAAAAACUUGGCUGGCAGACCACGCCCCCUUGGCCGUGCAGACCACGCCCGUUGGUUGCAGGCCACGCCCCCUUGACUGCGCAGUCCAGCUGCAUGCUCUGCAAACUCGCAUGUUCUCUGCAGAUUAACUUCUGAGAUGUCUGGAAGAUUUUAUAGCAGAACGAUGAAAUGUUUAAUUUAGACCAGAAAGUUUUAAGGACUUCCUGUUUCACCAAAAGUUCAUUUAUGCAUCAAAAGGUGUAAAAAAAAAAAACAAACUUUUUCUUAGUACCAAACAAUCUACAGACAUUAUAUAUUAUCUGCUGUUGAUAUCAUUGUAACUAUGUUUUCCAGUUUUCUGUCCUUUUAGCUUUUUUAACCUUUGAACUCAUCAGGCUACAUUAAUUUUCCAUCAACUCUUAUUUUUAAGAACUGAAUGUUCAUUAGAUAAUCACAGAUAUUUCAGCUUAGAUUACUGCUGUUUAAAAUGAAUCUAUGUGGCUUUUUGUUGUGUUGUUCAUGUUUGUGAGUUCGGUAGGUUCGUUUCUUGAAAGCGAAGCUGUAAUUUGGAUGUUUUUCCUCUUCAGGUCAGACAGUCGCUGACGAGCUGCUGCAUGUUAUUCAGUUGGUUCACAUUGAGACACAUUAUGAUUACGGUGUAAUCAGAGCGUCUCAAUCAGCAGCUUUAGGUGUGAUUCACAUGUUAUUGUUCAGCAGAUGAGCCUGGCAGCGUCACGGCUCAUCCGGUCCGGUCCGGUCCGGUCCAGUCGCUGCGUCAGACACUGAACUAGAAUGAAACAGCAGCAGCAUGAAAACAUUCAGCGCCUCAAGCUGAAGAAAAAAAGGCCGAGAAAGUUUGAUUCCCAAACCACAGAAAUGUCAAAACAUGCAGGAAUAAGCAGGAAUAACUAUUGGUGACAGAAUAUCAGCAUAAAGAUUCUGAGUUUUCAGCCAGUCACAUUAUUUAUUAUGGCAAAAAUUAGCAGCAACUAGUUUGAGUUUCUCCAGUGAAAAGUGAGUUAGGAUAUUUAUAAAGUAUUAGUCCAUAACAUAUGAUGAUCAUAUUUUAAGUUAUGAGAUUUAAUGUUCAUGAGACGCAAAGUCAGAGCUGUCAAAUUUAUUAAAUAAAAAAUCACAUUUUAAUCUCGUAAUCAUUAUUAUCUAACAAUGAUAUGAUAUAAAUAUGAGAUGUUAUAUUUAUUGGUGUGACUCAAUUAAAACAAAAAUGUAGUUAAUUACAGGGUCUGCAAUUAAUUAAUUGCAUUAUAGUCAAAAACAUACAACCAUAAUAUAUUGUCAAAAUGAGCAAUAUUUCAAAAUAAAAACACAUUUUUGCUGCAAAAUGAUUAAAUAAACAGACAUAUGAGCUCAAACACAAAGAUAUUUAUAGUUUUUAGUCUGAUCUCCAGAUUGGAGCAAAGAGUUUCAGGAAGUCCUGAUCAUUCCUGGAGCUUCUUUAGACGCUAACAUUAGCAUUAGCUAAUGUUAGCAUUCCGAUGCUAUUUUAGCCUUGAAUGGAUUCCCUGCUAGGCUAACUACUUUUAUUACAACUUGAACCAACAACAAUCUUUUCCAGCGUCCAAUCAGAUGGUUUAGAAACAGAAAUUAACCCCUAAUGGACCAGAGAGAAGCGGCUUCAUCCUCCAUCGCUGUUAGCGAACGUAGCUGUGCGUCAGGUUUACGGACGUACCAGAAACACAAUACAAAGGUUCCUGCUCGGGAUUUUUGUAUGUAAAAUAACAUUUGUGAUUAGUUGUGUUAAAAAAUGUUAAUGCGUUACAUUCUGUGUGAUUAAUUAAUCGAAAUAUUAUCAUUAAAGUUACUUGUGCUUUA